This is a messenger RNA of Humulus lupulus (European hop), 1665 nucleotides long. RefSeq names its product probable protein phosphatase 2C 9. Lineage: Eukaryota; Viridiplantae; Streptophyta; Magnoliopsida; Rosales; Cannabaceae. The transcript has 6 exons. Gene Ontology annotation, biological process: protein dephosphorylation. Bases 408 to 1259 code for a protein of 283 amino acids. Gene Ontology annotation, molecular function: protein serine/threonine phosphatase activity. Gene Ontology annotation, cellular component: cytosol; nucleus. The record is from RefSeq and is a predicted model, not a curated record.
AAACAAACAAAAAAAACCAAAAAACACAAAACUGCAAAGUCAAUAAGGGCAAGCUCUGCCUUUUGGCAGCCAUUCCUUGCCUUUCAAAGACUUCGACCCAAACAAAAACUAAGAACGGUUACACAACCAUUUCAUAUACACAUCUCUACAUAUUACUUUUUUUUUUUUUUUAUAUUUUUAAGUUUCUUGUUUGGUUUUUGUUUUUUAAAUAUAAUUAAUAAAUUUUUAUGUCUUAGUGGUGGUUGUAUAUAUAAUUAUCUCUGUAGUUGUUCUCUCUCAAAGAGAAAGAGUCAAAAAUCGAUAAUUCAAGUCUUCUGCAGCUCUGUUUCUGGAAAAAUUAGUAGAUUGGUGGAUCGAAGUGGUCGAUGUUGAAUAAUAUAGGGGGUGCUUGAGGUGGGUUGAAUUUUAUGGAUAAUCUAUGUUGCUUCAAUUCUGUCUAUUCUCAGGUCGUUGGUGGACGGUCUUCAUGUAGCUCUGGGAAGGGCAGGAGCCAUCAGGCCUCAGUCAAGUAUGGCUUCAGCCUGGUUAAAGGAAAAGCAAAUCAUCCCAUGGAAGACUAUCAUGUUGCCAAAUUUAUUCAAAUGCAAGGACAUGAACUUGGACUGUUUGCUAUAUAUGAUGGGCAUUUGGGAGAUAGUGUACCUGCUUAUCUACAGAAGAACUUAUUUUCUAAUAUCUUAAAGGAUGAAGAGUUCUGGACCGAUCCCAACAGGUCCAUUUCUAAGGCCUAUGAGAGAACAGACCAGGCUAUUCUUUCUCACAGCCCUGACUUGGGACGAGGAGGAUCCACAGCAGUUACUGCCAUUUUGAUAGACAACCGAAAGUUGUGGAUUGCCAAUGUUGGAGACUCACGAGCAGUUCUCUCAAAGAAGGGACAGGCAGUCCAGAUGACCAUUGAUCAUGAACCCAACACUGAACGUGGUAGCAUUGAGAACCGAGGAGGUUUCGUCUCAAACAUGCCAGGAGAUGUUGCAAGAGUCAAUGGACAGCUGGCAGUUUCUCGAGCAUUCGGAGACAAGAAUCUCAAGUCACACUUGCGUUCAGAUCCCGACAUAAAAUCUGCAGAUAUCAACUCAGACACUGACUUUCUUAUCCUUGCAAGUGAUGGUUUAUGGAAGGUUAUGUCUAACCAAGAGGCAGUUGAUGUCGCCAGAAAGACCAAAGAUCCACAAAGGGCAGCGAAACAAUUAGCAGCGGAGGCACUAAACAAAGACAGCAAAGAUGACAUAUCGAUCAUUGUUGUUCGUUUCAAGGGGUGAAAGUCAACGAAAAUAUACUAUUUACUAAAGUUUCUGAAAUUUGUUUUCUGGGGGCGGUUUUUGCGUCGAUCGCAAUGUUACGUGCCAACCUCGGACUGGAAACUCUCUAAAGAAAAUCAAGCAUAAGUUUGGAAUUUGCUUCCAAAGAAGUAGGCUAUAUAUAUUUGUUUGCAAUCUUUUUAUUUUUCUUGGCCUUGUAAAAUUGUACUUGUUGCUUAUAGUUUGUGCGGUUUUAUAUUUACUUUAAUUUAUUUGUCGUGUAGAUACACAUACCAUCAUUUGUCUUCUUCUGUAAUUUGCUAUAUGACUUCGAAGUACUGUGGAGUCAGUCAACCGUGCAACUUAUAUAAUUUAUGCUUGUAGUGGAGACAUGUUUUUAUAUGAUAUACCAAAACAUUUCCCUUUA